CUUACCCAACUGUUGGAAUUUCUUCUUUGAAUUAGUUGUAGUUUCCCAAUUUUUUUGCUCUCCAUUUUACUCAUUAACUCUAAAAAUCAAUAGCUAUUUUCAGUUAAAUUACUAAAUUGAGUAAAAAUACAGUUACAUUUCUUUGUAAAUCACACUGUAGUCUUAGCCAUGCAUCCAUCCUAAAACUUUCCGCAAAUUAACGUAUGGUGGAGAAUCACUCAUCUCAUUUUUCCCAAUGCCUUUAUAUACCCCCAUCCUAAUUCUCUAUCUCACAAUCAAAAAAAAAAAUUGAAUUUUCUUACCUUAAUAUCAUCUCAUUUAUUAAAUAAAAAUUACAAGAAAAAAAAAAGUAGAAAAUAUAAAAAGAAUAGUGUUAUUCUUCUUCAAUUUUUCGUAUACAAUUUGAUCAUUUAGAAUAAAUUCAAUGGCGUCUUACUUCCUAAAGAUCACUGCUAUUCUUUAUAUUGCAAUAACAGUUGCCGAAGCAACAUUUCUUAUUCCAGCCAUAUUAGGAGGGGGCCUCCAUCAUGGAGGUCAAUUAGGUGGCAACUUUCGCUUCAAUCACCAAUUAGGAGGAGGAUUCAAUGCAGGUGGAAGUAAGGAAGUUUCAGUUGGAGGUGGAGGGGGAGGCGGAUUUGGAGGCAAUGCACAAUUUGGAGGCAAUGCUAAUUUUGACAAACAUAUUGGAGGUGGAAUUGGAGGCGGAUACGGAGGCCAAGUGACACCGCAAGGUAAUGCACAAUUUGGAGGUAAUGCUAAUUUUGACAAACGUAUUGGAGGUGGAUUUGGAGGCGGAUUCGAAGGUAAUGCACAAUUAGGAGGCAAUGGUAAUUUUGACAAAAAUAUUGGAGGGGGAUUCGGAGGCAACGGAAAAUCGCAAGUUAAUGUACAAUCAGGAGGUAAUGCACAACUAGGAGGCAAUGGUAAUUUUGAAAAACAUAUUGGAGGCGGAUUCGGAGGUAAUGCACAAUUAGGAGGCAAUGGUAAUUUUGACAAAAAUAUUGGAGGGGGGUUCGGAGGCAACGGAAAAUCGCAAGUUAAUGUACAAUUAGGAGGUAAUGCACAAUUAGGAGGCAAUGAUAAUUUUGAAAAACAUAUUGGAGGCGGAUUCGGAGGUAAUGCACAAUUAGGAGGCAAUGGUAAUUUUAACAAAAAUAUUGGAGGGGGAUUCGGAGGCAACGGAAAAUCGCAAGUUAAUGUACAAUCAGGAGGUAAUGCACAAUUAGGAGGCAAUGGUAAUUUUGAAAAACAUAUUGGAGGCGGAUUCGAAGGUAAUGCACAAUUAGGAGGCAAUGGUAAUUUUGACAAAAAUAUUGGAGGGGGAUUCGGAGGCAACGGAAAAUCACAAGUUAAUGUACAAUCAGGAGGUAAUGCACAGUUAGGAGGCAAUGGUAAUUUUGAAAAACAUAUUGGAGGCGGAUUCGGAGGUAAUGCACAAUUAGGAGGCAAUGGUAAUUUUGACAAAAAUAUUGGAGGGGGAUUCGGAGGCAAUGGAAAAUCGCAAGUUAAUGUACAAUCAGGAGGUAAUGCACAAUUAGGAGGCAAUGGUAAUUUUGAAAAACAUAUUGGAGGCGGAUUUGGAGGUAAUGCACAAUUUGGAGGCAAUGGUAAUUUUGAAAAACAUAUUGGAGGCGGAUUCGAAGGUAAUGCACAAUUAGGAGGCAAUGGUGAUUUUGACAAACAUAUUGGAGGCGGAUUCGGAGGUAAUGCACACUUAGGAGGCAAUGCUAAUAUUGACAAGCAUAUUGGAGGGAAAUUCGGAGGCCAUGGGACAUCGCAAGUUGAUGUACAAUCCGGAGGUAAUGCACAAUUUGGAGGCAAUGCUAAUUUUGACAAACGUAUUGGAGGGGGAUUCGAAGGCCACGGGAAAUCGCAAGUUAAUGUGAAAUCAGGAGGUAAUGCACAAUUUGGAGGCAAUUCUAAUUUUGACAAACAUAUUGGAGUUAAUGUAGGAGUCAAUACAGGUGGAAAUGUAAGAGGUUCAGGUGAAGGGAAUAUGGAUAAAAGUUCUGAAAGUUCUGUAGGCUCUAACUAUGGUGUAAAUGGUGGAAGUUCAAAUAAAGGAACAAGCCGAGGUAAAUCACAAUUGGAUAGCAACGUUAACAAGAAUAAACAAAGUGGAGGAUCUACAACCUCCAAUGAUGGUGUGAAUGAGGGAGUUUCGUCCUCAAACCAACAUAAAAGCUUAAGCCAAGAUAAAUCAAAAUUGGAUAGCAACGCCAACAAUUAUAAACAAGGUGGAGGAUCUACAAGCUCCAAUAAUGGUGUAAAUAUGGGAGUUUCGGGCUCUGACCAAUAUAAAAGCUCAAGCAAAGGUGUUUCAGGCUCAAACCAAGAUAAAAGAUCAAGCCAAAGUCAUGUAAAAAAUUCAAGCCAAUACGACUCAAGCACAACACAUAAUUCAAGUAUAGGUCAAGAGUCAAAAGCCAACACAAACCAAGGCAUUGGUAAAGGAUCAAACGGAUCUUGUGAAAACUCAUCUGAACAAAAUACUAAUUCAUCUAGAACGUCUUUAGAUCAUGGAUCUAAGAAGUCUUCAGAAAAUUCCUCAGGCAAAGAAUCAACUAAUCAAAAUUCAAACGAGUCUUUAGGAAAAACACCUAGCCAAGCUUUUGACAAGUCAUAUGGCAAAUCGUCGGAGAAAUCUUCUCAACACGGAGAAGGUCAACAAAUGUCAGGCAAUAAAGCUAGUGAAUCUUCUGGAAAAACUUCGAGCAACAAUAGUAACGAUUCUUCAACACGUGGAGUCAAUCAAUCAGCAAAGAACACUGUAGAACAAGGAUCAAGUAAUAAAGGAGGCACAACCUCAGAAGAUUUAUCAAGAAAAUCUUCAAAGAAAGGAGUAAGUGAAUCAUCAGGACUAACCUAUAAUAAAAAUUCAGGUCAAUCAUAUAACCAAGGAUCUGAAAAAUCUUCCACAAAAGGAUUAAACCAGUCGUCCUAUGGUAAUACUUCAAAGUCUCUCAACCAAGCCACAGGACACCAUUCGGGAGCAACUUUGACACAUGGAUCAACCAAAGCCUAUGAUAAAUCUUCAACUGAAAGAUCAAAGCAUUCUUCUAGUUCAACUCAUUUCUCUAGUCAUGAAUCAAGAUCAUCAAGCCAUUCAUCACACAAUUCUUCAAGAAAUUUAUCCUCAGGAAAAUGCACAUGCCAAGAUUUAACUAGCCCGCCGUCUACCCAAACAUCUAGAAAACUAUUAGUUAAAGCUGAAUAGAUUAAAAUACAAUACAAGGGGCAUAUAAUUGUAUUAUAUACCUCUGAUCGCUCUUGCAUUGUUGGUUGCAUGCGCCAAUAAUUAUGUUCAACCCUACUUUUCUACAUACUUAUACCCUAGGGUUUGGAAUAAUAUUUUGGACAUUGUGAUUUCGUUCAAUAUAUUUAAGCUACUAUUUUAUGAUUCAA
Molecule: messenger RNA, 3405 nt
Organism: Chenopodium quinoa (quinoa)
Lineage: Eukaryota; Viridiplantae; Streptophyta; Magnoliopsida; Caryophyllales; Amaranthaceae
Exons: 6
Coding region: 425-3217 (930 amino acids)
Source: RefSeq, a predicted model, not a curated record